GGGUUCCUUGGAAGUGUGGCGAGAGAGGAGGUAAAGCAGAACUGUUCUCAACUUCGACAAGGAUAAGAAGUCUUUGACUCUAGCAUACGCCACUGAGUGCGACGAGCCGCUCGAAACCGACAGUGGUGCACAGAGACGGGACAAGGAACAAAAGUUAAACGUCAAAACUAUUUUUUAAAAUCAAAGUUUGGACGUGAGUUCAGUGGAUGUAAAGAUACCAUACCACUGCACGUAGGCUUACGCUGUUAAGAUUCAAAGGAAUGCAUUAUAUACGGGCAACAGUGAAACACCGUCUUCGGAGAUGUCAGCUCAACUUCCUUCUGUUGCAGGUUGUUCUUGGGAUGCAUAUUGCAACCGGAACUGACUUUCCCCCUGACCCUAGUGUGGUGGCCACUUCUACCUGGAACAUCUCAGAUGAAGCAGAAAAAGACCACUACCUGAGGCUGGAUGCCCCAAUGAACAACAUCACCACCUCGCUGGGCCAGACCGCGGAGCUGCACUGCCGUGUGUCCGGGAAUCCUCCCCCUACCAUCCGCUGGCUGAAGAACGACGCUCCCGUGGUGCAGGAGCCGCGUCGCAUCUCCUACCGGCCCACCGCCUACGGCUCCCGCCUGCGCAUACGCAACCUGGACACCACCGACACCGGAUACUUCCAGUGCGUAGCCACCAACAGCUUCAGCACCGUGUCCUCCACCGGCGUACUCUUUGUCAAGUUCGAUCCACUCCCCACCCCCAAUGCAGGAAGGCCUUCGCAAGAUGAGUAUGAUGAGGAAGGCUUCUGCCAGCCCUACAGAGGCAUCGCCUGCGCCCGCUUCAUCGGAAACCGCAGUAUCUUCGUGGACUCCUUGCAGAUGCAGGGCGAGAUCGAGACCCAGAUCACAGCUGCCUUCACCAUGAUUGGCACCUCCAACCACCUAUCGGACCGCUGCUCGCAGUUCGCCAUCCCCUCGCUGUGCCACUUCGCCUUCCCCGCCUGCGACCGGAGCUCGGGCGUGGACAAGCCCCGGGACCUGUGCAAGGACGAGUGCGAGAUUCUGGAGAACGACCUGUGCAAGACGGAGUACAUCAUCGCCCGCUCCAACCCCAUCAUCCUCAAGCGCCUCAAACUGCCCAACUGCGACGACCUGGCCGCCUCCGAGAGCCCCGAAGCAGCCAUCUGCAUGAGGAUAGGCAUCCCCAUGGCCGAGCCCAUAAACAAGAAUCACAAGUGCUUCAACAGCAGUGGUGCAGACUACCGCGGCACGGUCAGCGUGACCAAGUCAGGCCGGCAGUGCCAGCCCUGGAACUCCCAGUACCCCCACAGCCACACCUUCCUGGCCGUGCGCUACCCCGAGCUCAACGGAGGCCACUCCUACUGCCGUAACCCUGGCAACAAGCAGGAGGCGCCCUGGUGCUUCACCUUGGACGAGAGCAUGCGGAUGGAGCUGUGUGACAUCCCCGUCUGUGACUACAAGGACAGCCAUGGCGGCGGUGGCGGCGGCAGCAUGGAGAUCCUGUACAUCCUGGUCCCGAGCGUGGCCAUCCCCCUCGCCAUCGCCCUGCUCUUCUUCUUCAUCUGCGUCUGCCGGAACAACCAGAAGGCCUCCCGCCCGCCCGCGCAGCGCCAGCCCAAACCGGUCCGGGGCCAGAACGUGGAGAUGUCCAUGCUGAACGCUUACAAGCCCAAGAACAAAGCCAAAGAGCUGCCUCUGUCUGCUGUGCGCUUCAUGGAAGAGCUGGGCGAGUGCGCCUUUGGCAAGAUCUACAAGGGCCACCUGUACCUGCCAGGGAUGGAGCACGCCCAGCUGGUGGCCAUCAAAACACUCAAGGACUUCUCCAGCCCCCAGCAGUGGGGCGAGUUCCAGCAGGAGGCCUCGCUCAUGGCUGAACUGCACCACCACAACGUGGUGUGCCUCCUGGGCGUGGUCACCCAGGAGCAGCCCGUCUGCAUGCUCUUCGAGUUCCUCAACCAGGGCGACCUGCACGAGUUCCUCAUCAUGCGCUCGCCACACUCGGACGUGGGCUGCAGCAGCGACGAGGACGGCACCGUCAAGUCCAGCCUGGACCACAGCGACUUCCUGCACCUGGCCAUCCAGGUGGCCGCCGGCAUGGAGUACCUGGCCAGCCACUUCUUCGUGCACAAGGACCUGGCGGCCCGCAACAUCCUGGUGGGGGAGCAGCUGCACGUCAAGAUCUCCGACCUGGGCCUGUCCCGCGAGAUCUACGCGUCCGACUACUACCGCGUGCAGCCCAAGUCCCUGCUGCCCAUCCGCUGGAUGCCCCCGGAGGCCAUCAUCUACGGCAAGUUCACCACCGACUCGGACAUCUGGGCCUACGGCGUGGUCCUGUGGGAGAUCUUCAGCUUCGGCCUGCAGCCCUACUACGGCUUCAGCAACCAGGAAGUGAUUGAGAUGGUGCGCAAGCGGCAGCUGCUGCCCUGCCCCGAGGACUGCCCCCCCCGCAUGUACGGCCUGAUGACCGAGUGCUGGCAGGAGGGCCCCGCCCGCCGGCCCCGCUUCAAGGACAUCCACACCCGCCUGCGCACCUGGGAGGGGCUGUCCUCCCACACCAGCUCCACCACGCCCUCGGGGGGCAACGCCACCACCCAGACCACCUCCCUGAGCGCCAGCCCCGUCAGCAACCUCAGCAACCCGCGCUACGCCGGCUACAUCUACCCGGCGCAAGGCCUGGCGCCCGGGCAGAUCGGCUUCAUGGCGGCGCCCAUGGGCCAGAACCAGAGGUUCAUACCCGUCAAUGGCUACCCCAUCCCCCCGGGCUACGCCGCCUUCCCCGCUGCCCACUUCCAGCCGCAGGGGCCCCCUAGGGUGGUGCAGCACUGCCCGCCCCCAAAGAGCCGGUCCCCCAGCAGCGCCAGCGGGUCCACCAGCACUGGUCACGUGGCCAGCAUCCCGUCCACAGGCUCCAACCAGGACGCCAACACACCGCUACUGUCCCACUGCGUGGCGCUGUCCGGCAUGCCCCAAGGGCCAGUAUUCGGACACGUGAACCAGAAAGGCCUGCAGAUGGACCCCACGCAGACUGCUCUGCUAGCAGACUCCUCCAGACACAUGUACAGUGAAUCCGUCAUCACUGCCGAUUUGUAAAUAUCUCUUGAAUUUUUUUUUGUUUGUUUUUAAAGUUAUUAUAAUUAUUUUAACUUUCUCUUGUAAAUAUGAAAGCCUGAAUGAAAAUGCAAAGAUUUAUAUUCAGAAAUGUUUUAUAAUAAAAAAAGAAAAGAAAGCCUGUCGUAUUGUACAUUCUGAAGCCGCCCCACCCCCGAUGCCUUGCUGUGAAAACUGCGGUCCUUUGCCAGGUUUGCCUUCAACAAAAAUUGACGCUAAGCUUUUUGUGUGUACAUCAUCUGUGUCAAUACCAUGAACGCGUACUUUCAAUCUGUUAAAGUCUCGCCUUUUCAGGAUCUCAAAACAAGGAAAUUAAUGUUCUAUAAGGUUGACCUCUAAAGCUAUAAUUUAGGUUGACUGAGUCCUACAUUCUUUGCAAUACGUGUCUUAUAAGACCAUUGAUCUUAUAUCUUCUAGCAGUGUGAAUUAUCAUGAAAGGCAUAAAGUAAGACCGACUUCAGACGAAAUCUUAAGUGUAAGUGCUCAUAGUAGCACAAUUUCAAAUGGCUAAAUGAUGCAAUAACAUUGUUUAACACUUUAAUUGUUGAAAGUGUCAGUUUUCAAUGAGUUUAGUUCUGUCAAACUUUUAUGAUGAAAAAUAUGCCUUGAGACUACAGAAGUGCUUAAAAUGAUGUACCUGCAGCAAGAAAAUAUAAUUAGUUAGCAUAUAUCAAUCAGCUCUCCAGUCUGUCUUCCAGUAUAUGCCUUUUAGCUAUGCAAUAUGAAGCUCUUACUCAAUCAUUUGGUUUCUGUCUGCCUCACACUAUGAAAUGGGUCAAAUAGAUGUGUGUUCUCAAACAUACAAUAUCUUAAAAAUUCUAAAUGGAAUAAUAAAUAUGUCUGAUAUUAGGACUGGACUAAAACCUAAUAUGCACAUGCACACAGAUGUUGAAGAUACUUUCAAUUCUUUACAACAAACCUCUUCUGUACAGUAUAUUAGAGGACUUAUACAAGCAGCUAUAUUUCAUUGUUUAAAUGUGUUUGUUGCUAUGCAACUGUUGAGUACAAAGAUCCACACUACACCUGUAUUGUAGACAAUCAUUUGUUCAUCAGUUAUCAGGGUAUCAUGUAAAAAUGAAGCUUUUCAGAAAUGUUCCCAGCUUUUUGGGUGCUCAUCAUUACAAUGAUAUUAAAAUGCAUAAAUAAAUCAGACUUAUUUCAGAGGUACGGACAAGUUUUACAAGUUUUGUAAUAUUUUCAUUAAUCUUUGUCUUUGAUGUUUUUAAGUACAGAUCCUAGGUAUGUGCAGAUUAAUACAGGUAUUCUGAGUCAAAAUGUAUUUUGUGUGUGUGUGUGUGUGCGCGUGCAUGUGUGUGUGCUCGUGUGUGCGUGUGUACUUUCCUGUCCAAAAACCACUUAAACACAAGACUGUGAAUCUUGGUACUGGAUAUUUGUCUUUUGCAAGAUAUUUUCAUUGUGCUGUUUUUUUAGGACAGUUUCUAACUUGGAACCGUCUUUCCUAUGAUUUUGUAGAAUUCCGUCUACAAAUUUGAAAAGGUUUACAACAUUCAUAAUCUAUAGACCAAGAGGCCUUGUUUUGUAUUUCAGAGGAUUUUUUGCACAACUGUUUUGUAUGGUGAACAUAUGAUUAAAUUACAUUGUUACAUACAUUG
Molecule: messenger RNA, 4714 nt
Organism: Anguilla anguilla (European eel)
Lineage: Eukaryota; Metazoa; Chordata; Actinopteri; Anguilliformes; Anguillidae
Gene: ror1
Product: receptor tyrosine kinase-like orphan receptor 1
Exons: 9
Coding region: 261-3083 (940 amino acids)
Biological process (GO): multicellular organism development; protein phosphorylation; positive regulation of canonical NF-kappaB signal transduction
Cellular component (GO): signaling receptor complex
Molecular function (GO): protein binding; protein kinase activity; ATP binding
Source: RefSeq, a predicted model, not a curated record